Messenger RNA from Scomber scombrus (Atlantic mackerel), 3733 nucleotides. It is a transcript of the gene rufy3, whose product is annotated as RUN and FYVE domain containing 3. The record is from RefSeq and is a predicted model, not a curated record. Gene Ontology annotation, biological process: regulation of axonogenesis. The transcript is spliced from 18 exons. Lineage: Eukaryota; Metazoa; Chordata; Actinopteri; Scombriformes; Scombridae. Gene Ontology annotation, molecular function: metal ion binding. The coding region runs from base 180 to 2192 and encodes 670 amino acids. Gene Ontology annotation, cellular component: cytoplasm.
UCUUGGUGAUAUCCGGGUCACAGGGGGGUUGUGGAGGACGGAGUGACUACUGGAGAGAUUUUGGAGUAAAACAGACUAACCUGUGUUGAUUUGGGUUUUUUUUAACCAGCUAAGCUCAUAUAGCCUACUAGCUGUGUUGGGUCACAUGAACUGAGAGGAGGAAGAGGAGGAGGAGGAGGAUGAUGGCGGACACACCACCACCACCAGGAGAGCUCUCCCUACUGUCAUCUUCAGAGGUGUCAGAAAGUUCAGAGAGGCAAAACUCGUCAGAUGAAAACGGACAUGUUGACAGUCCGGAUGAGACUCUCUCCCCUACCUCUGUGAUCUACUUCAAGGAGGCUUUAAACUCCUCUAACUUGAGAUUUGGGACGGCUGGGUCACUGUCGCCCACUCCACUCCGACAGUAUGACUUCCACAUUGAAAGGAUCGAGUCAAAACGCAAAAACCCUAAGGAUCCCAUCACAAUUGAAAGACUUAACCUGAUGAACAUGGCCAAACUGAGCAUCAAGGGCCUGAUCGAGUCCGCUCUCAACCUGGGACGCACGCUGGACUCUGACUAUGCACCUCUGCAGCAGUUCUUUGUGGUGAUGGAGCACUGUCUGAAACAUGGCUUGAAAACCAAGAAGACUUUCCUGGGGCAGAACAAGUCGUUCUGGGGGGCGUUGGAGCUGGUUGAGAAGCUGACACCUGAGGCAGGAGAGAUCACUGCCAGUGUAAAAGACCUGCCGGGCCUCAGAACUCCUUUAGGAAGAGGGCGUGCGUGGUUACGUCUGGCUUUGAUGCAGAAGAAGCUCUCCGACUACAUGAAGACCAUCAUCAACAGAAAGGACCUGCUCAGUGAAUUCUACGAGCCGAACGCGUUGAUGAUGGAGGAGGAGGGAGCCGUCAUCGCCGGGCUUCUCGUCGGACUAAAUGUCAUCGAUGCCAAUCUGUGUAUGAAGGGAGAGGACCUGGACUCACAGGUCGGUGUGAUCGAUUUCUCAAUGUACCUCAAAGACGGCGGACACAGCAGUAAGAGUGCAGAGGGUGACGGUCAGAUCACAGCCAUUCUCGAUCAGAAGAAUUACGUGGAGGAGCUGAACAGACAUUUAAGUGCGUCGGUAAAUAACCUCCAGGCCAAGGUGGACGCUCUGGAAAAGUCAAACACAAAGUUAACAGAAGAGCUCGCGGUGGCAAAUAACCGGAUCAUCACUUUACAAGAAGACGUGGAGAGAGUAAAGGAGGAGAGCUCGUAUCAGCUGGACUCCAGUAGGAAGGCAUUAAGAAGCGACUCAGCACCAGACGGUCAAGCUCUGGGUGAAACACGCAAGCAGCUCAAAGAGGAAACUCUGCUUCGAUUGGAUGUGGAGAAGGAGCUGGAGGUGCAGAUCGGGAUGAAGCAGGAGAUGGAGCUGUCCAUGAAGAUGCUGGAGAAAGAUAUCUGUGAGAAGCAGGACGCUCUGGUGGAGCUCCGACAGCAGCUGGAGGACCUUCGUACCAUCAACCAACAGCUUGGCCACAAGUCACAGAGCGCAGAGUCCAGCUCCAAACAGAAGAGUGAAGCCAUCGCUCGCUUGGAGGAGAAGAUAAACCAGAUGUCAGGAACUGUGAAACACCUGGAGAGCAGAUCCAAACAGGCUGAGAAAGAAAAGGAUCUGGCUUUAGAGGCCAACCGGCUCUUCAAACAGGAGUUUGGAGAUAAAAUCGAGAGUCUGCAGGUGGAAGUGGAGCAGCUCAGGAAACACAGGUCUAAUCUGGAGGUGGAGCUGAGGAAGGAGCGAGAACGAAGAAGUGAGCAUCACGUGGACGUCAAACAGUCCAGUACUCCUCGGAGGGAAAGAAAACACCCAGAGAACAUACCAAAACCUCCAGCCACCUUUCCUCCAGACUCCCCGUCAGCCAAAAGGGAGAUUGAUCAGUUACACACAGGAGCAGAGGACAAAACCAGUCUGAGCUCCAGCUUGUCCUUGUCACAUCAUGAAGAUGAGCAGGAUGAGUCGUUCGUGGAGAUCAGUCAUCCGACCAUCUGUACAAUGUGUGAACAGGACGACUCCAUCCUGAAGACAAAGAAACAGUGUAAAAACUGCACCGGGGUUUUCUGUGAGAGCUGCGUGUGCAACGAGCUGCCGUUACCUUCCUCCAUUCUCCCAGAGACUGUGUGCAGCGCCUGCUACUCUCAGUUACUCCAACAAUACGCUUCAACGCCAACAUGAACCAGCUCCAGCAUUUUACCGCAAAACCAUGACGAUCAGACACAUGGAAACACAGAAAGCAUUGGUUUCUAAAACUGGCACUGCAAAAAUGCACUUUUUCACUUCAUGACUCAAGACGUCGUGAAAGAUCUGAUGGGGUCCUUUUUUAAAUUCAGCGGCGUUCAAACUUGAGCUGUGUGUUUGCAGGUUUUCAUGACAAUUAAAUGCUGCUGGAGCCAUUUUUAAAAAAAAUCCCUUUUCUGGUUGAAAGUGUGUUACAUAGUAAGUUCGGCUGCUGUGGUAUUUCUAUUGGGAGUGAAAACCUGCACGCACGCAGCUGAGCAUGGCGCCUGAUUGCAUAAACUGAAGACUAAAACGUGAAUCAUCUCAUUCAUGGACACAUUUAGAAAAAUGUCCACAAUGUCCACUAAGUGGAUUUGGGAUGAAAAGGUCAAUAUUUUUAACCUCAGCUUUUAAACAUUAAAAAAACAAAAAGGAAAAACUGGAUUUGACAGCUCAGUAUUUUUGAAACACAAAUGCACUCCUAUCAUAACAGUUAACUACAUACAAAUCAUUUAAAGCAUCAUAUCAGUUAAAUGAAGCAUGAAUUUUCAUACUGAUCCAGGACGAUACUGACAAACUCAAAUAUCACACAAACACUUCUGACCAAAUAUUUAUGUUUAAAAAUAAGUAGAUAUUUAGAGAAUGGCUUUAUGUGCUGUUAGAAGUUUCUUACAUGAUAUAAAGUUGUUAAAAAGAAUCAUAAAUAUACAUAAAUUGUCAAUAAAUAACUCGACUAGGUUAAGGAAUGUGCUCGUAAUGCUGUAAUACAGAAUUUAAGACCCAAAAAAAAGAUAAAUAUUUAAUUAUCUUGACUCGAGGUCGGCUUUUGUAGCUUUUUCCUGAGCUUUCAACCGCAUGCACAUAACUCGAUAAACUCCAUCUGCUUAUAAAUAGCCGUGAGAUGCAGUUGAAACUCAUGCGAUAACCAAAAUCUUGAGACUAUAUUAUAUCUAGUCUCUUAUCGUGAUAUUGAUAUGUGAUGGAUCGGCUCUGCAGCAGCUGUUCAGACUUUGUUUUAUAAAGUAUACAAAGCUGAAUAAUCAGGAUAGAUUUUCUUUAUUACUGUUGCUGAGUUAUUUCUAACUGGGAUUAACACAUAAAAAAAGCUAAAAACUAUGAAAUGAUCUCCUGUAAAUCACAGCAGAGUCAGCUUUAAACAGUGCUGCAGUAAAAUAAUGAAUUCCAUCAUUCAGAUAUUCAGACUCUGAUCUUUUCCUCUCAUUAUUAUUAUUAUUAUCUAACUCUGUUUCUGGCUGUCUUAACAUAUCUCAGCACUUUUUUUAAAAAUGCACGGCUCCCUGUCGGACUGGUUUGAAGUGGGCAUAUCUGUGUGUAUGAGGCAUUUCUUUAUAACAGCUGUUUUUAACGUUGUGUUGAUUUAUAUGAAGAAUAAGUAGAAGCUGCGUUAUUAAAAAAAAAACAUCGGUUAAACCUUUAAUUGUUUUUGUAGAAGCUUAAUUAACAUAUGUGAGAUGGAAAUGCUUCUUAGAUCAACAAUA